This is a messenger RNA of Epinephelus lanceolatus (giant grouper), 1427 nucleotides long. The record is from RefSeq and is a predicted model, not a curated record. Lineage: Eukaryota; Metazoa; Chordata; Actinopteri; Perciformes; Serranidae.
GAACAGGAAGUCCAGUUUGAAGACUUAGUGCGGGCUGGUGUUGUUGACAGUGCGGACACGGCUCAUAUUAAACACCUGAUGAAGACAUGGACUCUGAGCAGCUGUUCCUGGAUCAGUUCAAACCCAGCGGAGACGCAGAGGCGCUCUGGUUAAAGGACAUCUUCAGAUUCAUCACACUACACCUGGUUCCUGUCCUCUAUGGCUCCGCCCCUCCUGCUGCUGACCACUUAUCGACAGGUGUGUGUGCUCAUCAGCUGAGUGUGUGUGUGGUGAGGAAGAUACAGGACAAUAUGGCCGUCACACACACCUUACCUGUCAGCUACAGGCUGGUGUCCGUCUCUGAGCUGUGCUCCCGGCAGCACCUGGCCUGUGUCAGUAACCUGUCCUUGAGCACCAAUCAGCAGCGAGCAUGGGUCAAGGAGGCGGAGCUUUCGCUGCCGGGUCACCAGGCUCUGCCACGAGUCAACCUGCUGCUGAUUGGCUGUCUGAGAGAGGGGCGGGGCGGAGAGUGGAGGCUGAUGGAUGCCAGUGGCAGCGUCAGGUGUGAGUGCCUGUCUCCAUCUCCUCUAUGGAUGAAUUGUCCUGUCUUCCUCCCUCACUGGAACUACAUCCCCCACAAUGCCCCGGGGCAGGACCAGGACCAGGAUGGGGGCGGAGGGUACAUGGAGCUGAUUGGUUCUCCCGUUCUGCUGUGUCCCGGUCCUGAGCAGGGAUUGGCUGUUGGUCCUGGAGGAGGGGCGGGUCUUAGCAGAGCAGUCGGAGUCAGAGAGGCUCCUGGUUUACUGCACAACAGGACUCGUGGACAGCGUGUCUCAGUCUAUGGACAGGUGGCUUCAGUCUGUCCUCUGCUGGAUGUAGCAGGAACAACCUUCUUCUGCUUCUCGCUGACGGACGACGUCCACACUCUUCCUGUCCUCGUCAAGGACAGCAGCAGGCUGUGGUGGACUCAGUGUAUGUGUGUUGGUCAGAGUGUGUGUGUGACGGCACUGCGUGUGUGUGUCCUACGAGGCUGGAGAGGAAACAACGUCCUGUGUGUGACAGACCAUUCUGAAAUACACACAAACUACACACACACUCCUGCAGACGACACACACACUGACUCACCCACAGACACGCCCCCUCCGCUGAUGAUGUCACACAUCAACGAUGAUGACUGUGAAGAGGCAGAAGCUGACAGAGACGUCGUCCAAUCAGCUGUCAGGAUGAAAAAGUCCAGAGUCAUCAGUUACCAGGGUACUGUGACUGAGGUGGUGAGUGAGGGGGCGGGGCUGUACGUCAUUGACAGGAAGGUGGGACUGUGCCUGGCCUAUCAGCCGACUCUGAGGAGGAAACUGAGAGCAGGAGACUCUGUGGAGGUGAGUCACAGUACAGGUGAGUCAGAGUACAGGUGUGAGUUACAGUACAGGUGUGAGUCACAGUACAGGUGA